This is a messenger RNA of Brassica napus (rape), 2791 nucleotides long. RefSeq names its product expansin-A9-like. Bases 97 to 882 code for a protein of 261 amino acids. The record is from RefSeq and is a predicted model, not a curated record. Gene Ontology annotation, cellular component: extracellular region. The transcript is spliced from 3 exons. Gene Ontology annotation, biological process: plant-type cell wall organization. Lineage: Eukaryota; Viridiplantae; Streptophyta; Magnoliopsida; Brassicales; Brassicaceae.
CUUCCUCCAUAAGUAGCCUUCCUACUAUCCUCAUCCCUCACACAACUCUCCUCUUCCUCUCUCUUUCAGAAAAGACCUUUCCGUACUGAAGAAAAAAUGGCGGCAAAAGUAAUGACUGUAAUGGCGGUUAUGGUGGUUGCUGCUCUAACCACAACCACAGUAGAGGCCAGAAUCCCCGGAGUUUACACCGGAGGUCCCUGGGUCAACGCUCACGCCACCUUCUACGGUGAAGCUGAUGCUUCAGGAACUAUGGGUGGUGCGUGCGGGUACGGGAAUUUAUAUAGCCAAGGUUACGGUGUGAACACGGCGGCUUUAAGCACGGCCUUGUUUAACAAUGGUUUGAGCUGUGGUGCUUGCUUUGAGCUCAAGUGUGUCAAUGAUCCAGGCUGGUGUCUUCCCGGGAACCCAUCAAUUCUUAUCACCGCAACUAAUUUCUGUCCACCUAACUUUGCUCAAGCUAGCGACAAUGGUGGUUGGUGUAACCCUCCUCGUGAGCACUUUGAUCUCGCCAUGCCUAUGUUUUUAACCAUCGCUAAGUAUAGGGCCGGUAUCGUCCCCGUCUCUUACCGCAGGGUUCCAUGUAGGAAGAAGGGAGGUAUGAGAUUCACGAUCAAUGGAUCCAAGUACUUCAACUUGGUGCUAGUCACUAACGUAGCCGGAGCCGGAAACGUCCAGAUGGUUAGUGUUAAGGGAAGCAACACAGGUUGGUUAGGUCUUAGCCGCAACUGGGGACAAAACUGGCAAUCAAACGCAAUUCUGGUCGGCCAAUCUCUUUCUUUCCGAGUCAAAACCUCCGAUGGUAGAAGCUCCACCUCCAACAACAUCGUUCCGAGUAACUGGCAAUUUGGUCAGACUUUCUCCGGCAAGAACUUCCGCGUCUGAUUUCUAGAAGAUAAAACAAUAAUCUGCCGAAGAUAUAUUUGAAGUUUUUUUCCCUCUCAUAUAUAUAUAUAUAUUUACGUGUCUUUAAAAUUAGCUAUGAUUUGGAACUGGGGUUUCUACCAUUUUCCCUUAUUUUCUCAGGGAAAGUAUUGGGGUUGCUUGGUUUGGAAGUUAGAUUUUAUUUUAAAACAUUAAGACUUUGUUUUUGUUUUUGGUGUGUUAUGUCUUGUUCGGUUAUGUAGAGAAGGCUGAAGCGGCUUCAAAAAGAAAGGGCUGGGAUAAAGAUAAUUGUAGCCCGCAGCUCUCCUUUACGCUCUGAUUGUAUUUAGUAUAUAUAUGAUACUAAAUUAACUGGCUUCGAAGUUCGCCCUAAACGCUCCCAGGCACGGGGCUCGAGGUACACCGAAUUUCAAUGUCUUCCGGCGCCGGCGACGCGUUUUCCCGCCGGCGCUGGUCUCUCUCGCCGACGCUGUCUUCUGCCUUCAUUCCACUGUUUGCUGCUCACUUCAAAUUUCAGAUGCUACGGAGUCGUAGCCUUUUGCAAACCGAAGAAGGGGAUACCCGACGGAGCCUUUGUCGGAGACAUAAGCUUCGGCUCCUCGUCUUCAAUGUAGUCCUCCCGACGGCUCUUCCUACUUGCUCGGUCUGCUCUCCAGCGAUGAGUCGAGAGGAUUCUCUCGCCACCGUUGUUCUCCGGUUCACGGGAACGUUUCCCGGUGAACUCCACUCUAGCUGUCGACGGAAAAGCUAUACUGUCGACCUUAGCCACGUUCUUCAACUUAUCAUGGAGCUAAGCUCUCAACGCUCAAGCUCUUGCUUUCCAUUUCCGGGAAGUGAGACAGCAAAACUACCGCAUGUCGCUCCUUUCUACUCAUAUGGCUCCAGAGUGCAAGGCAACUCAAGCUCAGAUCUGAAUCUCAUAGGAAGAUCUUCACCUUCCUCUCCUCCUAGUGAGCUGCCAUUUCCCCUUGCGUGCCCCUUCCUCAACGGAGGAUCUGCAUAUCAUCACCGAACGUCUCUCUCUACAUCUGGGUUCGAUGGUCACUCAGCUUGCUCCGGUGAGCUCGUCUCUCCGCCGGUGAGUACCAUCUAUCUCUCAGUCGACGUCUACUGCACCAUCUCCGACCUUCAAUUUCGAUCAACGACGUCUCGAACUUUGCCGGCGACUGCUUCAGAACCAAAGAGAUAUGUACCUAAGUGGGCCUGGCCCAAUUCUUUUCUUGAAGCUAUUAAGGUGAUUACCAAGAACCUAAAGCCCAUAUUUUCAAAUCAAAACAUGCGAUAUAUAGUUGUGGGUAUGGCCUUUUUGGUCAUGUUAAAGAUGUUCGAUGGAUUCUUCGAGAUCAAUAAGCUGAGAUUAUUACAAUAUCAUCUCUUUUGGAAGAAUUUUUAUGUGGGUUCACCAACUCUGGUAUGGGUUUCAUCAUCCUCCUCAAACGAAGAGAGUUUUUCACAACUAUGCCUCCCUUCUAUGAACGGAGAUGCUCUCUCGGAUUCUCUGCUGAGUCCUUGUUUCAACUUACUCACCGGUUUGUUACUUUGCGUAGCGGUCUGUACGGGGCCAGAAAGUGCAAUCGAGACUACUUCGGUUUUUCUCGUUGGUGAGGGUUGUCCUUCAACGUCACUUGUGACUAUUUCUCAGCUAUCCGACUUUGUUGUAGCUUCUUCGACGCAUUCAGACUUUGUUUUGAAUUCGCUGUCAACUUCAUAUGGAGACUUAUCCGGUUUGAUAUCAUUUUCCAUUUUAGUUUAUGAUUUGUCUUCAAGAGGAUGUCUAAUUCCCUCUUUCCUUUGUAGUCCUUGAAGUUAAGUUUUAAUGAAAGUUGUGUUUCAAAAAAAAAAAAAUAUGAUACUAAACUUGGAUUUUCCGUUUAUAUAAAUAAAUGAUUGGCUAUUCAUUUUGAUACCA